CUCCUCGUCAGAGUCUUUCUUCUCAUUUCCCUUUCAGGAGCCUAUUUUCUAGGAAAUCCAAAGAGCCAAAGGCACCGACCCAUAAUGCAACAGGAUGGCGACUGUUCGGCAAGACAGGAGCCAGAGAGGCUGACCCAACUAAAGACCCGAACCCCUCAGUGUCCAAUCAGCAGUGUCCACAGGAGGAGGAGGAAGAGGAGCAAGAGGAGGAGAUGAAGGACUCAGGUGUGUCCCCCGGUCCAGAGCGCCCCCCAGCUGCAGGGAGGAGGAAGAACCUGGAGUUUGAGCCUCUCUCCACCACGGCUCUCAUCCUGGAGGAUCGACCAGCGAACCUUCCGGCCAAAUCUGAGGAGGAAACUCAGCGACACAAACUGGAAUAUGAAGAGAUGGUGGCAGGAGCCAAGAGGAGAG
This is a messenger RNA of Paralichthys olivaceus (Japanese flounder), 411 nucleotides long. Lineage: Eukaryota; Metazoa; Chordata; Actinopteri; Pleuronectiformes; Paralichthyidae. The record is from RefSeq and is a predicted model, not a curated record.